AUGAAAUGCUAUUUCAGUGGAACUCUGCUGAUCAGCGUGCUCCCUCCACUGUUGGUGACAGAGUUUGUUUUGGGAGCUCUCGGAAAUGGUUUGGCUCUCUGGAUCUUCUGCUUCCACCUGAGGCCCUGGAAGAGCAGCACGGUGUUACUCUUCAACCUGGCCUUGGCUGAUUUUCUGCUCAACAUGGCUUUGCCUUUUCGUGCCAGCUACUACUUCUCUGAGAUCAAGUGGAUGUUUGGAGGCGCUCUCUGCAACAUCUGUCUCUUCAUGUUGGCCAUGAAUCGCAGUGGAAGUACAAUCUUCUUGAUGGCUAUCGCUGUGGACAGGUACAUGCGUGUGGUGCAUCCCCAUCAUCCCAUCAACUCUCUGAGUAUCUCCAAAGCCAUAUGUGGAGCACUUGGCUUAUGGCUGCUCACCAUCUCAAUGACAGCUCAUGUCUUCACUCUGAAACACAACACAACCUACUGUGAGAGCUUCCUGAUCGAGACUGAAUCCCAACGAAAUCUGACCUGGCAUAAGUUCGAGUUCAUCUUUUCCUUCUACAUCCCUCUGCUGGUGAUUCUCUACUGUUCAUUCCAAAUUAUUGGCCACCUGCGAAGGAGACAGCUGUCCCAGCAUGCAAAGAUCAAGAAGGCUCUGUGUUUCAUUGCAGUUGUGGCGGCGCUCUUCGUCAUUUGCUUCCUCCCGAGCAACAUCACGCAGCUGCUGAUUUGGAUCAGGACCCAACAAGUUGCCAGCACCCUUCCUGAAUCUGAAGUCUGCCCUGCUCUGGAAAACCUGACAACUUCGUUUUACAUCACCAUCAGCCUGACCUAUCUCAACAGUGUGUUGGACCCUGUGGUUUACUACUUCUCCAGCCCUGUCUUCAAGAACAUCUGCAGGAAAGCUCUUCAUCUGUCCCAAACAGACACUGCUGAAAGCACAGAGAGGAAAACUUGAGAAACAGGC
Messenger RNA from Epinephelus moara (kelp grouper), 948 nucleotides. RefSeq names its product hydroxycarboxylic acid receptor 2-like. Gene Ontology annotation, molecular function: G protein-coupled receptor activity. Gene Ontology annotation, cellular component: membrane. Gene Ontology annotation, biological process: G protein-coupled receptor signaling pathway. The coding region runs from base 1 to 939 and encodes 312 amino acids. NCBI's taxonomy places the organism in Eukaryota, Metazoa, Chordata, Actinopteri, Perciformes, Serranidae. The transcript has a single exon. The record is from RefSeq and is a predicted model, not a curated record.